Messenger RNA from Cuscuta campestris, 2333 nucleotides. NCBI's taxonomy places the organism in Eukaryota, Viridiplantae, Streptophyta, Magnoliopsida, Solanales, Convolvulaceae. The record is from the annotation of a GenBank genome assembly.
GACACCCUACUUACAAGGGAUUCUCUUUAGUUGUUAUUUUUGCCCGUUCUAUACUGCAAAUCACCUCUUCUCUCUAAAAACCCUAAACCUCUUUUCUUUCCCUCGUCUACUGCCCGCUGCCGCGCCACACCUUGCGGCAGUUGUGUGAUACGAAGGCCACCCGUAUCAUUAACGCACUUUCAAAUCUUUCAAAUCUGCUGCAGAGAAACUAUUGAUGACGGGCGGCAUUGCGGCAAUGGACACCCGAACCUAUUCGAACACUUCCCAGUGGUGACUCAAUUCUUUGAUGUCGCGGUGGAACGUCGUUACGUCGGUCCUCGGCAUCCUGGUGGAGUUUGAAGGAGCUAGAGGGCAAAUUGACAAGACAAGAAGUGUCAAUGGGAUAAGACUCGAGUUUGAUAUUUGGUAACUGCGCUGAGAAGCAACUAUGUUAAGUAUAGGGUCUCUACAAGUACCAGGCGGUCGACGUGUUUCGAGGAGCUGGACACGGAGAAAGCGGCGGCAGCGCCGGCAGUUCACCGUUCGUCUAUCUUCUUCUUCCUCAAAGAAAUCUCACUAGAAGUGAAUUGAGUUGCAGAGAACUAUGGCGGAGUAUGGAGAUACUGCAAUCAGUGAAAAUUUCCCGUUAUUUUCGCGCAAAAGGAUCUCACAGCGACCUAAACUCACCACCACCUCGGCGGCCGACAGUCCUCCAUCCAAGGAUCCCGGCGAUGGCCAAAACCCUACACACCUCGAGAAGGAGACGGACCCGGAUCCCACACCCGACCACAUCUCCUUUUCCAAUUUAGGUCUUGCAGAAUGGGCUGUCCAGACCUGCAAAGAGCUCGGCUUGAAGAAACCGACCCCUGUCCAACGCCAUUGCAUUCCCCGAAUCCUCUCCGGCCAGGACGUAUUGGGCAUCGCACAGACCGGCACUGGGAAAACGGCGGCGUUCGCCCUUCCUCUACUUCAUAUUCUCGCUCAAGAUCCCUAUGGAGUGUUUGCUCUGGUCGUCACUCCCACUCGGGAGUUGGCUUACCAGCUUGCCGAGCAGUUUCGUGCCCUAGGUUCGGGCUUGAACUUGCGGUGUGCAGAAGUGGUGGGAGGAAUGGAUUCUGUGAAUCAGGCCAAGACCCUGAUGCAGAGACCCCAUGUUGUAAUAGCCACCCCCGGGAGAAUCAAGACUCUUCUCCAACAGAGUCCUGAUAUCCCUUCCAUCUUCUCCAAAACCAAGUUCUUGGUUCUAGAUGAAGCUGAUAGACUUUUGGAUGUCGGGUUUGAAGAGGAACUGAGAGUAAUUUUUCAAUGUUUGCCAAAGAACCGCCAAACUCUGCUAUUUUCUGCAACAAUGACCCGAGAAUUGCAGACGUUACUCGAGGUCUCUGCAAACAAAGCAUAUUUCUUUGAGGCAUAUGAGGGGUUCAAUACUGUUGAAUCCCUUACUCAGAAGUAUUUGUUGACUCCAUCAAGCAUCAAGGAGGUUUCUCUUUAUUGUGUUUUGUCCAAAAUGGAGGAAAUGGGCAUUCGAUCAGCCAUUGUGUUUGUUUCUACUUGCAGGACCUGCCAUUUUUUGAGUUUGUUGUUGGAAGAACUUGAAAUGGAAGCUGUUGCAUUGCACUCAUUCAAUUCACAGUCUUUGAGACUCUCUGCACUACAUAAAUUCAAAUCACGAAAGGUCCCUAUCUUACUUGCGACUGAUGUUGCAAGUCGUGGUCUAGACAUUCCAACAGUUGAUCUGGUGAUAAAUUAUGAUCUUCCAAGAGAACCACGUGAUUAUGUUCACCGUGUUGGUCGAACUGCAAGAGCAGGUAGAGGUGGGCUUGCUGCUAGUUUAGUUACAGAGUAUGAUGUGAAACUAGUUCAUGAGAUCGAAGCUAUCAUUGGUAAACAACUGGAGGAGUUCCCUUGCAAAGAGAAAGAUUCUAGUGAUAAUGUCACAAAGGUUUUCAAGGCGAGACGUGUGGCAAAAAUGAAGAUGACAGAUGAUGGGUUUGAGGAGAAGGAAAAAUCCCGAAAAGCUCAGAAGGUUAAGAUGCGGGAAGAGAAAGGUUUGGUGAAGAAGAAUAGGCAAAAGAGGGAAAGAACUGAUACUUGAGUUUCAAAGAAUGAACUGCUCUUGUUUGUGAUUUUUAUUCAUUACUCCUUCCGUCCCAUUAUUUUUAGAACACGAGGAAGCGACACACGUCUUUAUGCUUGCUUGAUAAUGAACAUGUAAAGCAUCGAUAUAGUGAGAAUGGUUUUGAACCACACAAAAAAUUUGACAAAAUAUAGUGUCGCGGACGAAAAUGGUAAGAUGAGACAAUUAUAUUGGGACAGAAAGAGUAUAUAUAACACCAGCAAAUCUAAGGCAUAGU